Messenger RNA from Paramuricea clavata, 297 nucleotides. The record is from the annotation of a GenBank genome assembly. NCBI's taxonomy places the organism in Eukaryota, Metazoa, Cnidaria, Anthozoa, Malacalcyonacea, Plexauridae.
GAAUUUAGACAAUCCGAGACCUCUUCGACACAAAGGGUAAUGUUGGAUAGUAGCAUGUCCGUCAUUAAAGGAAAUGAGUGGCUUGAUGUAACUUUAUUGACCGCAUUAUCAGUGCUUGGAUGUGACAACGUUGAAGAGAAAUAUUGGUUGAAAAGGUUUGCUUUUUCUGAUGCAGUUUUAGCUGUGGCACCGUCAUAUGUAAAUGGUGCUUGGACUAGUCCGAUGAUGGAGAAUGACUUUGUGAUAGCUCCAAAAAUGCUUAGGGUUACGGCUGAGCGAGUGUUCAACUUUAGCUAG